Molecule: messenger RNA, 2373 nt
Organism: Odontomachus brunneus
Lineage: Eukaryota; Metazoa; Arthropoda; Insecta; Hymenoptera; Formicidae
Gene: nac
Product: GDP-fucose transporter 1
Exons: 5
Coding region: 527-1522 (331 amino acids)
Biological process (GO): GDP-fucose import into Golgi lumen; protein O-linked glycosylation via fucose
Cellular component (GO): Golgi apparatus
Molecular function (GO): antiporter activity
Source: RefSeq, a predicted model, not a curated record
UUUUUGAACGUACUCUAAGCAAAAUGCCGGCCUGAUUAUCUUCGGGUUUAUCUCUUACUAAACUUUGGGAUGUGCCAGCUGAAAUUUUUAACAUUAGUGCAAAAAAUUCAGCUGGAAGGAGCUGCAAACCUGAUAUUUGUAUUUUUUUCUAUCAUAAUAUUUUGAUUCAUGCAAAUUAAUACCGCCCAAAUUAGUACGCCCAAUUUGGUACUGAUUCUUACAUCGAAUGUAAAUAUUGAAAUGUAGAGCGAGUUUUUUAAUUCAUCGAUAGAUCUAUCACAUGAUGCGUAAAUACAGCAAAACGUUGCAUUUUCGUAUCAUGCGAUGGAUCCAUCGAUGAAUUAAAAAAUUUUACCAUAAACCUUUACGUACAAAGAGUACUAUAUAAAUUACUAACCUCAAUUAUCUGUCACUUGGCCAAUAGUAGUAAUUCAAUAACAUUCGAAAACAUCUACAAAGAAGUUGAAAAGAUGAUUUUUAUCAUUUAUAUAAAAUGUGACUAUGUAAAAACUAACAUUUUAUCAAGAUGAAACUACAAGAAGGAAUUGUAUCAAAAUAUUUGUACAUCACAUAUGUAAUUACAUCUUAUUGGAUAGUGUCCAUUUUGACUGUAUUUGUAAAUAAGGCAUUAUUAUCUAGUGAAAUUGUAAAUCUGGAUGCUCCACUUUUUGUAACUUGGUUUCAAUGUAUAGUGAGCGUAAUAAUUUCUGUUAUUUUACGUAAACUAUCACAAUGUUUCCCAAAGUAUAAUCUAGUUACAAGUGGUACCCCAUUUAGUAUAGAUACUUUCAAAAAGGUAUUGCCAUUAUCAAUCUUGUUUGCUGGAAUGAUAGCAACCAAUAACUUAUGUUUAAAAUACGUCGACGUCGCCUUUUAUUACAUAGGUCGUUCAUUGACGACUAUAUUUAAUGUUGUGUUCACUUAUAUUUUACUCGGGGAAAAGACCUCUUUCAAAUGUGUAAUAUGCUGCGCAGUCAUUGUCGGUGGAUUCUGGUUAGGUGUAGAUCAAGAGCAAGUGGCAGGUUCUCUGUCCGUCCUUGGGACAUUUUUCGGCGUAACUGGAUCACUACUGGUGGCCUUGUAUAGUAUCCGUAUGAAACAGACGCUCCCAGAUGUAGAUCAAGACGUCUUCCUGCUGUCCUACUGCAACAAUAUGUAUAGCGUUGUUCUUUUUAUUCCAUUAAUGUUAAUCAACGAUGAACACACUGCUAUAUUUAAUUACGAGAAACUAUGGCAGCCUUUCUUUUGGUGUGCCAUGACAACCGGUGGUUUGUUCGGAUUUGCUAUUGGAUACUUUACCGCGCUUCAAGUCAAAGUCACGUCUCCCUUGACGCACAACAUCAGCGGUACUGCGAAAGCGUGCGUGCAAACGGUCUUAGCAACUUAUUGGUUUAACGAGACGAAAACAUUCCUUUGGUGGGUGAGCAAUAUCAUCGUCCUAGGCGCCAGCGCAUAUUACGCAAGGGUUAGGCAAUUGAAACUCAGUAAAGAGUAUAAACUAGUUCAACAGUUGAAAGUAUAAUAACGAUAAUAAAAAAUACGAGAACCUUGUUAAAAAUUUUAUAUAUUUUAAAAAUAUUAUUAUUUAUAAAAUCUCUUUUGUAAAAUCCGCUUAUGUAUAAAAAUUAGUUUUACAGAUAUUUUACGGAAGUUCGAAGAAAGUGGAGAAAAAAGAUUUAGAAGAUAUUAUUCAUAUAUAUACACACGGAAAAAACAGUAUGGUUAAUCCAUACAUAUAAAUCUGAUUAUAAUUAAAUGUAUACAUAGGCCAACUAUGCUAUUUUUUCCGUGUACGCAAAUUGACGCGAAAUAUUUCCUUUCUGUAAUAAUUAUGUGUGUACAUGUGACGCGCAUAUAUAAAACAGUAUUAUAAUUUAAAAUAUUGAAUAAUAUACUUAGAAAUGAAGUUUAUAAUAUUAAUCGUCCUGCUAUUUUCUUGUUUUCUAUAUGAUUAUAUAAGUUGAACAAUCAGUUAUCAUGCAUACAGGAGAGCUUGUAGAAAGUUCUACAUAACUGAGAUUACCUUCUAAUAUCACAGUAUUGCGGUCUCCAAUCAAGAUUCUCGAUCAGACCUUACAUAUUCAUCAAUAAAUCGUACAUAUAUUUAGAAUCGCGACGCAAUCCCAUUUCCACGACUGUCGGAGUGACUCGACAGCGAGUCUUUCCUCCUGAUAAUCGCGUUAACACUCUUGAUGAAUAGACUGUCGUCAGUGGGUAACGAGGAUAUCAUGGGUUGUAAUCGAAUACGUAAUGCAGUCUCCAUCGAGUGUCUUUGAUUAUUCUCAAUCACCAUACCGUCGGAAACGUGGUAAUAUCUGCGAAAACAAAAUUAUGUAUUAUUAUUAUAUGAUUAUAUUCUAACUUUUCCAUCAA